GAUAAUCAGUGAUCAUACAUGUGUAGGCGAUGAGGUAGCGUAUGCAAAAAGGUCCAGUGAAUCGUCAGAUGGAAGUAUAAUAGGAGUAGAAGGUUCCCUCCGCGGUGCCGAGAUAGAGGGACCUACGCGGCGAAAGGGUGUUUGAAAUCCGGCGGUGACUUUUCGUAAUGAAAUAGAAUUUCCUGAUAUAACAUGUGCUGAAUUUAGUUUGGGGUGUAGAACUGUACGAUUGAUCUGUGCAUCUGCAAGGAUGGAUGCGAAGUUGGAUACCCGUCUUUUGGGUAAGGCAUGAGGACCUGUUGAAGGGCAAAACGUAACAGCAUUAUCUGUGUCGUCAUCGGUAUCUGAUAUGACAUCCGAGUGCUCUGUGAGGGUGGCGGAGGAUUGAGUGGACGGGGAACGAGAGAAUAUGGUUGUAGAGGCAGAGGAAAAAAUCGAAGAUGCAGAAGUGGACCUCUCAGGCCUUGAAACUAUGGGCGCCGUAGCGCGUUUUCGUAGCAGACGUCUCAAGAAAAUGGGACUUUCGUGGCCUUUUCUUUGUUUCUUCUGAGGAGGCGAUUUCCGUAUCCAACACCCUACCAUUUCUUCCCAUUCCCAUUCGUUGUCUUGACCUCCACGCUUCUCGAUGUUCCCCUGUCGCGUCAUAUCUGGGGUGGAGGACCCAAUUGUUGGCCUUUGAGAACCAAAACACCUCUCCUCCGCCUCAUCAACGGCCUGUAUUAAAAUUUUCCUGUACACUCCAACAUCCUGGCUAGUCCCAUGCUUACCCACAACCACUACAUUCUCGAAAUGAUUGAGAGCACAAGCCCAAAAUGAUGCGUCGAGAUUUAGUAAACAAUAUGAUUGAAGCAUGAUCGAAAAAGUUCGUAGCUGGGAUACAAAAUGACUCAAAAAGUUUUGAGUGGGUAUUUCAAUUUCGCAGGACGACAACCAGGCAAUGAGCUUGGAAAACGUGGCGGUAAUUGGCGAGCUUUGCAUGUCCAGAAUCCGCUUGUUUCAGAAACAAGAAAGACUUCGAUAAGCGACUUGACAAACGCAAGGACCAACCCACAGAAGGUGGAGGUCCGUAAGAAAUCCAAUAGCUGCGAGACUUGGUAUUUGCUCGGAGCAUGGCCUGCAGUGUGCCACUUGAAGGACGUUCCGAAAAGAGUCGCGUACUGCGUAUAUCCUGCGCGAGAGUUCAAAUUCAUGUGCUGGACCGGAAUCGAGACGAGCUUUGACACCGCGACCCGCGGAAGGGGACGAAGGAGACGGUUUAUCCGGGAGGUUGUCAAAUGCGAACCUGUACCGGUAGAGGACAUGUAA
Molecule: messenger RNA, 1305 nt
Organism: Serpula lacrymans var. lacrymans S7.9
Lineage: Eukaryota; Fungi; Basidiomycota; Agaricomycetes; Boletales; Serpulaceae
Exons: 5
Coding region: 883-1305 (140 amino acids)
Source: RefSeq, a predicted model, not a curated record